AUGCUCAUCCAAUCCUCCGCAUACAUUUCCAGCGCCCGGUAUCUCCACAUAUACCACUACCGGAAAGCGACGCCCACGAGCAUCCUCACGGUAUCUGAUGUUCCUGACCACACCUCGAGCGCCGUUCACGACAUUAUUGCUGAACGCGAGAUUCUCCUGGACCAUGACCCUCAUUCCCGGAAACAGCGGCAAUCUCCCCAGACAGUCUAUCCCCAGACACGACGUCCGACGCAUAUCGCGGACUCGCUUCCGCCCAACAAUCACCGGACAGUCCGCAAAUGGUCCCAAAUCGAAACUUUGAUCGGCGGCCAGGCGGCUCAUUAUCCUCCCCCUCACGUCGAGGGCCGACAGCAAAGUGUCCCGCGCUACUCCAUCCCCAACGACCCGAUCGCUAUCGAACACAUCCAGUUCGUCAAGCUGAGGAGCGUAUACUACGUCGGGCCCACCCACAGCGUCGGCCAAUACCAAACGCUCGCCGUCGAAGGCGACAGCUUCUCCGCGUAG
Molecule: messenger RNA, 504 nt
Organism: Trametes versicolor FP-101664 SS1
Lineage: Eukaryota; Fungi; Basidiomycota; Agaricomycetes; Polyporales; Polyporaceae
Exons: 4
Coding region: 1-504 (167 amino acids)
Source: RefSeq, a predicted model, not a curated record